AUGUCUGCGAUCGUCGGCGGCGCCGAGGUCGCGGCGAGGCUCCGCGUCGGCUCGCAGCAGCUGCGAGCGUCGCUACGGCUCUCGCUCGACGACGCCGCGGACCUAAAGCUGGCAGCGCAAGUGCUGCGCGAUUCGGCCCCGCUCUUGGCCCGUGUCGGGCGACAGGCCGCCGCGGGCGGCGCGUCGGCAGACGAGCGGCUGCGUCGGUUGGUGCCGCCGACCCCCGCGCCGCGUUGA
This is a messenger RNA of Emiliania huxleyi CCMP1516, 237 nucleotides long. RefSeq lists its product as hypothetical. The record is from RefSeq and is a predicted model, not a curated record. Bases 1 to 237 code for a protein of 78 amino acids. The transcript is spliced from 2 exons. NCBI's taxonomy places the organism in Eukaryota, Haptophyta, Isochrysidales, Noelaerhabdaceae.